This is a messenger RNA of Larimichthys crocea (large yellow croaker), 1626 nucleotides long. Its product is annotated as coiled-coil domain-containing protein 177. Bases 1 to 1626 code for a protein of 541 amino acids. The transcript has 2 exons. NCBI's taxonomy places the organism in Eukaryota, Metazoa, Chordata, Actinopteri, Sciaenidae. The record is from RefSeq and is a predicted model, not a curated record.
AUGGCCGACCGGAGGUCCACCUCUCCCGAGCCCCGUUUGGACCUGAUCAACUUUGCCUCGGUGGAUGCACAGAGGAGUCCGUAUGUUUUAACGAGCCCCCGCUCGCUUCAGUCCUGCGCACGACUCGGUGCCAAACCUGUUGCACUUCUGAUUAAAUCCCUGAACGAGUUGAUUGCCGAACAGAGGGACGCGCCCUUUGAGGCGGUGAGGGUCAUGCAUGAAUCCUACGAAAAGGAGAGAAAGAAGCUUUUACGAAUGUGUCGGGAGGAGAGGGGGAAGAUUGUGCAGGCGACAGAAGAUGGGUGUCCAGGAAGUAAAGCCUCAGACCUGCAAGUGGAGCCUGAGACCAAACUGAAAGAUCACCAUGGGCCCAUCCCGUAUGCAGAUCUGUGCAUUAAAGGGAAAUCUGUGAGCAGGUCAUCCUGUCCAGACAGGAGCACAGUGUGCAGCUUCAGCCUGGGAGACCUCAGGCACUCCAUAGCGACUGAGAUGAAACUGGAGAGGCUCACCAAGGACAUCAGGAAGGAGAUGUGUGUCACUGUGUCAGAAAGAGACCGCAAGAUAGCAGCUCUCAUGCUGGUGAAGCACCAGGAGGAGCAGGAAUCCCUGAAGCACCGUCAACAAGAGGAAGAGGAGCGGCAGGAGGCCCGCAGGCAGGAGGUGGUCAUGCGUGCUCAGGCAGAGAAAAAGAGGAGGAAGAAACUCAAGCAGAGCAUGCAACACUGGCAUGAGGAGCUGGAGGCCCGCAGGAGGCUGAGGGAGCAGCAGGAGAAAGAGAAAUCAGGGCAACUUGAGCAGGAGGUGCUCCUGCAGGAAGACAGGUGGAAGAGGCUGAAAGAGGAGGUUGAGGAGCAACGCAGAGAAAAGAUAGAGGCUGCUCAGAAAGAGGCAGAGGAGCGCAAACACUACCAGGAGAAGCUGCUAAGAGAGAAGGAGGAGAGGGAGCAGAAGGCCAGGAGGAGAAAGGUGGUGCAGGAGAGGAAGGAGAAGAAGAGGCUGGAGGAGGAGAAUCGCAGGGAGCUGCUACGGCACAUCCUGCUCAAACAGAAGGUGGAGCAACAGGUGGAGGAAGAGGGGGUGAAGAUGAGGAGCAUGCUUGAGAAGAAGCUGCAGCACUCCUGCGAGAAACACGCCCAGGCUGUGGAGGCGCGGCUGAAGGAGCUGCAGGAGCGAGCUGCACGGGAGGAGGAGCAGAUUCAGAGAGCGAGGCUGAGGGCCGAGCUGCAGAGUUUCCAGCAGCUCACGCACAAACAGAUCCUGGUCCAGCUGAGCCAGAGGCGCAUGGAGAGAGCCGCACUGCACGCCUCGACCCAGCACAGGGUCAGAGCUCAGCAGACACACCAACACAACAAACACAGGCAGCUCUGCCAUCGGAGGCUCAGAGAGAGGCUGCAGAGAGAGGAGGAGGCCAUGAGGAAGGUCAGAGAGAGCUGCAUCACCAUGAAGGAGUGGAGGAGGGAGAGACUGCAGAGACAGCGGGAGCAGAUACAGGAGGAAGCGCACAGGCUGGCUCGGGCCUCCUUUCUCAUGAGGGAGAGAGUGAGGCAGCAGACGCACAGUCGAACCUUUGAUCAGAUGGCUCUGGAGGCUCAGCUGACUGCCUACAUGAGCCGCGUGAAACUGUGA